AAGGUCAUAGGAGGAGAUUAGAAUAGCAUUGAACAUUGUUCUGGUUUUCUUGGCGACAUUCCGAUGGAACAAAACAAGAAAAUGGUUGUUUCUCCGAAAUCUAUAUUUUUAUGUUUGUUUUUGAGCUUGAGCAGUGUUGCUCAACAAGCUGAGGCAAGGGCAUUUUUCGUGUUUGGUGAUUCGCUUGUGGAUAAUGGGAAUAACAACUACCUAGCCACCACUGCACGUGCCGAUUCAUAUCCUUAUGGCAUUGACUCUGCAUCUCACAGAGCCUCUGGUCGUUUCUCCAAUGGCCUCAACAUGCCUGACCUUAUCAGUGAGAAAAUUGGGUCAGAACCCACAUUACCGUAUUUGAGUCCACAGCUCAAUGGUGAAAAGCUGCUUGUUGGUGCAAACUUUGCUUCUGCCGGAGUAGGAAUUCUCAAUGACACAGGAUUUCAGUUUAUAAACAUUAUCCGAAUCACAGAACAAUUGGCGUAUUUCAGACAGUAUCAGCAGAGGGUGGCUGCGCUAAUUGGAGAAGAACAAACACGAGAUUUAGUGAACAAAGCAUUGGUUCUCAUAACCUUAGGUGGCAAUGAUUUUGUCAACAACUAUUUUUUGGUUCCUUUCUCUGCCAGAUCUCGCCAAUAUGCUCUUCCAGACUACGUUGUCUUUAUCAUCUCAGAGUAUCGUAAAAUUCUUGUGCACCUGUACGAGUUGGGAGCACGACGGGUUCUGGUGACGGGAACGGGACCAUUGGGUUGCGUGCCGGCAGAGUUGGCGAUGCAUAGCCGUAACGGAGAAUGUGCGACGGAGCUGCAACGGGCCGUUAACUUGUUCAAUCCUCAACUUGUUCAACUGUUGCAAGCCCUCAACACUGAAAUUGGUUCCGACGUCUUCAUUUCCGCAAACGCUUUCGCUAUGCACUUGGAUUUCGUCACUGAUCCACAAGCAUACGGGUUUGUGACGUCAAAAGUUGCGUGCUGUGGUCAAGGAGCAUACAAUGGAAUCGGACUAUGCACUCCUGCUUCUAACUUGUGCCCCAACAGGAAACUCUAUGCCUUUUGGGACCCUUUCCAUCCGUCAGAGACAGCAAAUAGAUUGAUUGUUGAUAAAUUCAUGACAGGGUCCACUGAAUAUAUGCACCCAAUGAACCUUAGCACAAUUAUUGCUUUAGAUUCUACCACCUAAUGUCUGCCAUUACUAUUCUUCCAUCCUCAUCUUUUCUUAUCUGCACACCCGGAUUCUACAACGUAUUAUUGUAUUUUAAAUUUCUUCAAUGUUUAAAACUAUGUCAUUGAUUAAUUCAGUAACAUUUUUUAUUA
This is a messenger RNA of Vigna angularis (adzuki bean), 1307 nucleotides long. Its product is annotated as GDSL esterase/lipase At5g33370. Gene Ontology annotation, molecular function: hydrolase activity, acting on ester bonds. NCBI's taxonomy places the organism in Eukaryota, Viridiplantae, Streptophyta, Magnoliopsida, Fabales, Fabaceae. The record is from RefSeq and is a predicted model, not a curated record. The transcript has 5 exons. The coding region runs from base 64 to 1173 and encodes 369 amino acids.